AUGCCUUGCACCACCACAAGGCCCUCCCGCCGCAGCCUGCGGCCAAGAUAUCGUGUCAGGUCGUCCGCCGCUACUGCUCUGCACCAACCCGCCAGCCUCUUGGCCAUCUUGAUGCUGGUGGCCGCUUGCCUCUUCGCGCAGACGUCUCUUGCGGCACCAUCACCCCCGCGACCGCCGCCCGCUCGGGGAUUUCACAAUGUUGUUGGAAAGCGUGGAUCACCGGCUAUUGCGAGAUCCGCGCUGCCGGGCACAGCCCUGGAUGACGGUGACAAUGAGCAGCAGCAGCAGCAGCAGCCCAGUCCGACGGUGGUCCAUGGUCCGUCGAUCCCCUCGCCUGUCUCGCAAGCUGGAGGGUUUGUGGUAGCAAGCAGCAGCAAUACGCCUUCGCAGGGUGCCGCUUCGCCAGUGGUGGUCUUGAACAGCGGUCCGAUUCAAGUGCUCACCACCACGACUGUCCCGGUUCCGGAUCCUCCUGCAGUAAUGGACAUGCCACAGUCACCACCAUCUCCCUCACCAUUGGUUAUCCUCGGGGCGCCGGGCCAGCAAGCCGGGCAACCGCAGCCGCCCUCGAUACAUAUCACUUUCACGACUGUCGUUGUGGACGGGUUUCCGGGACUGCCUUCCCCUCCUCCGGCGGCCUCAUGGCCACAAGAGCAGCAAGAGCAGCCGCCGCCUCCGCCGCAAACCUUGCCCGUCCAGGGAUCACCGGUUGUCCAACAAGCAACAAGCGGACCCGGCGAGAACACUGUUGAGGGCCAGGGCAGCAACGAGAACCACCAGCCACCACCGGAAAAUCCACCGGCAGCCCUCGUACCUUCAACCACAACAAUCACAGAGAGCGUCCAGAAGACAAUCACAAAAACCUUGGCGUACCGCGUCACCACCCUCUCCAAGACAGUCACGCAGAUGGUCACUGUGACCAAAACCCUCACGCCGCCCUCCUCCUCCUCCUCCUCCUGGUCCUCGUCUGCCGCUGCUGCUACAGCUCCCAACGGUACGAUGAGCAGCAGUACGGGGAGUGUGAGUGUGGCUGGUCUUCUGGGACUGAGUCAAGCCAGCGUCGCGACGUCCAACACUGCAGCGUUUGGGGCGAGCGUGAAUGGGACAGCGGCCGCGGAGCCGGCUAUCACCGCCGAGGCUGGGGACCAAGGAGAUAGGCGAGAUCGAGGUUAUCGCCAGGAGUAUCGACCCGCGCCGUUGUGA
This is a messenger RNA of Microdochium trichocladiopsis, 1203 nucleotides long. RefSeq lists its product as uncharacterized. The record is from RefSeq and is a predicted model, not a curated record. The transcript has a single exon. The coding region runs from base 1 to 1203 and encodes 400 amino acids. Lineage: Eukaryota; Fungi; Ascomycota; Sordariomycetes; Xylariales; Microdochiaceae.